Drosophila takahashii is the source of this 2433-nucleotide messenger RNA. The record is from RefSeq and is a predicted model, not a curated record. NCBI's taxonomy places the organism in Eukaryota, Metazoa, Arthropoda, Insecta, Diptera, Drosophilidae.
ACGCGUUCUCAACUUUAGUUCUUUGCGAGUGGCCAACGCGUUCGGUCGUCGUGCGUGGUCGUCUGAAGGUCUGGUAAUCGGUAAACCCCUGAAACCGGAGUCAAGUCCAAGUUGAAGCAACAGCUGAAAAAUUUUCGAGAAGAACUGCAGCUGUAUUCUUUAUCUACAUCCGAGUAUCUGUGCGCAUCCCGUGUUUCUCAGUGUGUUUGUGUGUGCCUGUGCGUGUUGGCCAGUUGAUUUCGGGCCCGUCAAACUGGGAGCGACAACCUAAUCAAUCAGUCACUCAAUAUGGCCAGUAUUUCUAAGAGCCGCGGCAGCUGCUCCUCCAGGAACAGGCUGCAUCUUCAACUGGGGAUCUUCGUGAUCUUCGUCGUAUUGCUGGCUUCGUGCUCGGCUCAGCCAAUCGAGUCAACAUCCUUGCCUCCAGAGGUCGAAGACGUAGAAGAACCCACCACGAUACUUCCUAUCCAGUUGGAAGAGAGUUCACCAGAACCCGCGAUCCAGAAUGCAACAACUCCUGCUCAGCCUGAAGAACCCAAAGAAGUGGAAGCUACACCUGCUGAUCCUGUUGAGUCCACAGACAAUUUCGUAUCGGUUUACGGCGGAACCCUGGAACAGGAUAUCAAAAAUGACGUAAACAGUGAGGUGGAAGAUGCCCCAUCUCCGGUGGAACCAAUUAUCGAGGAUGUUCAAAAGGCCGCAGAAGCUGCGCUCGAAAAUCACAGUGUUCAACUUGCAGUCCAAAGCUCUCGGGAGCCAAAAACUCUUGAUGCUGUUGAAGAAAACAAACCCAGCCAAGAUGAGGAGCCGGAGGAUCAAGCUGAUCCAGAAGCAGUCACUGACAACAUUGCCAUGUCCAGUGAGCAACUGGAAAGCCACAUCCGACCCCUGCCCAAUGUGACCAGUGAUCUGGUUUCCGUGAUCCUCAACGAAGAUCGAGCCAUCACCGAACAGCCCAUCACCAAAACCAAUCUGUUGGCCCUGGAACAGGAGCACGAGGGAUUGGAGGGCGAGGAGGACAGCACUCCGGUGCCAGUGUAUGAGGAGCCCAAGCACCAAGUGACCAAGAAACAGGGUGUGGAAGACCCACUUCCCAUUGAAGUUGCCCCCGAGGUGGCCGAGGAAUCAGUUGAAGCGAUUCUGCCUUCUGAGGAAACUCCAACUGUUCGCGAAGAACGCAAGUUUGAGGAGCACGAUGACGACCUGAAUGAGAUCAAUGAAAACACAAUUGAAGGCGAUGAGGUGCCAACCAAAACUUCAACUACAGCAGCUCCUUUGGAGACCACUAAAUCCGUUGUGGAGCCAAAUGAGGAGAUCGAGAAGAAGGUGGAAGCCGAGGCCAAGGCAGAAAUGGAGGCCCAAGUAGAGGGAAUCACUCCUUCGAAUGGAGCAAGUGUGGAGGCCGCAGAUCCAGAUGAUAUACAGCCCGAAGUUGCCGAUACAACUGAGGAGGCAGUCACAGAAGUGGCCAAGAUAGAAGAAGAGGAACCAAAGGAAAAGGUUUCAGUUCAAAAGGUCGAUCUUAAAGAACUCACAAUACAGACAUCUUCAGAGGCCAAUCAUGAGGUGAAGUCCACUGAGGAGGCAGUGAAAGAGGAGAGCUCACCAAAGGUUUUAGUUGAACCCAUUGAAGAGAAAGACAGCGAGGAAUCAAAUGAAAAACCUACUGAGAAAACCGUAAUAGACACAAAUGAUUCCUCGGAGGAAAAGCAGCCCGUUGCGGAUGAGGCCAAGUCCGCUUCCGACGACAGCACCGCCACUCCCCUGGUCUCCUAUCCACCCCACGAUGCUGGCCAGACCUUCGAUAGCAACUCGGCGGACGAGCAUUCGGCCCAGCUCUCGGGACCCUCGAACUACCGAUCCACCCUGAUCAUAGCCCUCUGCUCCGGCACCGCAGUGAUCUUCAUCGUGGCCUCCCUGGUGAUCUUCGUCGUCUCUUUCCAGCGACAACAUGGCACCCUGGACAUUGAGAUGCAGGAACAGCGCCUGGGCAAGGAUGUCCAGGACGAGGACAAUGUCCAGAUGAAGCUGCUUGAUGUGGAUCUCUCGACGCCCGUCAUUUUGCCCAUGGGCAACGAGGAGACCGACGAAUGCCUGUAGACUCGCUCAGCACCAUCUGAUCCCCAUGAUAAAUGGUGCCCUGUAAAUAUUUAUUAACUUGAGAGAUUGCGAAGGUGACUUCGGCCUGCUCCUCCGGCUGGCUAUUAAUUUUGGUUUCCAAAUUGUUGACUGAGAGCAGCUGCAAGCAAAUCAAACGAAAUAUCGAAUCGAAACGAAAUCAUUUGCCAUACUGUUUAAUUUUAAAUGCACCUUAGCCCCUAAGAUUUUGCAAAAGUUCGACAAAAAUAUUUAUAUUUAGACACUUUCUUUAGAGUUAAGCACAUUUUUAUUGAGUCUGAUGAGAAGUCAGAAUAAAUAUUUUCGAUUGGUAAA